Drosophila busckii is the source of this 1115-nucleotide messenger RNA. Its product is annotated as antifreeze protein Maxi-like. NCBI's taxonomy places the organism in Eukaryota, Metazoa, Arthropoda, Insecta, Diptera, Drosophilidae. The record is from RefSeq and is a predicted model, not a curated record. Bases 504 to 1115 code for a protein of 203 amino acids. The transcript has 2 exons.
UUUUUGUGUGUUUGUGAAUAUUGAUAAUAGUGAAAACAUAUACAUACAUACUAUGUAUAAUAUACCGGUUAGCCUUCGGCAUGCGACUAACUAAUGUGCUAUAUUCGUUAAAAAAAAAAUAAAAAAAACUGCAUACUUUUGCAACAAAAUUCUAUGGACAAAUGAGCAACUUUAAGGAAAAUUAAUUGUUUGAGGCUGCGUGUGUGUGUCCAAGAAAUUUGUGGUGAAACCCAAUGGACGUUCACAUGGACAACGACAGAGACAGCAUUGUUGAUUACAGUUUUGAUUGCAGGCGUCGCAGCAGAGCAGCAAAUGUUACACGAAAGUAUUAUUGAUAUUGUAGAUGAGCAAACGCAACAAAAAACACAAACAACAAAUAAUAACAAAACAAAGCAAAAUCAAAGCAAAAACAAACACAAACGCAAACUGGCACAUACACAGACAUCGCCACCGCCGACCCAGACACACAGCGUACGCAUGUAUUUGGUGGCUGCAUUAUAAGAAUGGAUAGCUCUAGCAACAGCAACACGGAUAUGCCGGAGUUGAAGCCGCCUAGUGCCGGCACUGCCGGCACCGGUGCGGCCGUUGCUAGCGUUGCAUGUAGCAGUCAGACGGAGUCGCUUGCAACAACGCCACAGGAUAGUCUAGCGGCGGCUGAGACUACCGCUGGCAUGGAUUGCGCGACUACGACGACGACGACGACGAUGAUGACAGCCGCAGCAGCAGCAGCGACAAUAACGUCCGCAGCAGCGGCAGCUGCCGCAUCAUCAUCAUCAUCAUCAGCAGCAGGUUUAACUGCAGCAACGCUUAACCUGCCGCCGCCUACGCCACAACUUUUUAGUUCCGCAGGCGAGGCAGCUGCUGCUUCCUUAAGUUGUGUUGCUUUACUGCCAGCGCCGACAAUAGCAUCAGCGCCGACGCCGACAGCGACGGCGACAGCAGCAGCAUCUUUAGAGCAAUCCAGUACAACAGAUAUGCCUUCAGCUCCAGCUUCCAUAGGUCCAAGUGCCAGCGAUUUCGAUUCAGAUACGGAGCUAUCUGUUGUCGCGGCAGCAGCCGCGCAGCGGCAGAUGCACAAGCACAGUAUUGAUCCAACUGAGGCGGGCACGGGAUAA